UCGCUUCUACUCACGUUCCGACCGCUUACAGAUUACACUUUAGCGUUCCGUCCACCCGAUUGCAUUUGUAGCCCCUGUAGUGCGCGGCUACGUGGUUAUUAACAGCUGACUGCAAAGUGCAGUUUGUUUUUCAUCAGCACGUUCAAUUUAAUUCUCCAAGACCAAAGUAUUUUAGUACUUCUAUUGUUCGUUUCUCACAAACUGCUUAUCAUUUUGCAGUUUUGUUUCUUUAUUUGUUAUCGUGUGUACAAAUCUGUUUGAAAGCGCGGCGCCAGCUAAUGCUACUUUUGUGACUGAUGGAAUUAUGGACCGGGAGAAUCGUCUUUAUCUGGCCGUGCAACAGGUUCGUAAUGGGACGUUCUCUUUGCGUGCUGCAGCGAAACUUUACAGGAUUCCAAAAACCACGCUUCGAGAUAAAGUUCAAGGGAAGCCUGCGCAGACGAGAGGUUCUUGGAGCAGAAAGUUCACCGAUGCUGAAGAAACGUACCUGGCUAAUUUUCUACUGAAAUGCGCGGAUAUUGGCGUGCCUAUGAACAAGUCGUUUUUGAGAAGGCUCGUGGUUAACAUCGCGCUGCAGAAAGGCAUGGGAGCGACGUUUAGCCACGCCUGGUUAGAUCGAUUCCUAAAGAGAAAUCCCGAGAUUUCAUAUCGCGUAACCCAUGGGGUUAACAGGAAAAAGUGUAGAGAGUGGACCGCGGAGACUUGCCAGGGAUGGGUGACGCUGCUGAGUGAACUGCACAUCGACGGAUGGCUGGACGAUGCAAACGGGAUUUGGAACUUAGACGAGAGUGCCUUUUCUACCGCGGAGAAAGUGGAUUUUGUUUUUACUCGGAAGGGGACUAAGAAUAUCCUGUCUUAUUAUGAUGGGAAUGAUCGCGAACUUAUUACAGUUCUGGCCGGAGGAAAUGCAGCAGGGUUUAUUCUUCGACCGUUGAUUUUGUACGAUGGUAAAAUGCAUUUGACAUCGCGAAUUGCUGGCACAGAGGAUCGUUGUUGGUUGGGUGUGAACCGGUCCGGAAUCAUGGAUAAUGAUGUUUUCCUGGAGUACUUCGAGAAAGAAGUGAUCCCUAAUAUGACUGCUGAAAAGAAUCUGGUGAUGCUGGACGGGCACAGCUCCCACGUGUACAACGAAGAGUUUCUGCUGAAGUGCGUUCAGUCCGAAAAAAAUAUUCGCGUUGUGAUUUUUCCGGCGGGACAAACAAGCAAGACUCAGCCACUAGAUCUCAAGGUGUUCGGUCCUGUAAAGCGUGCAUGGAAAAAUGUGCUGCGCGAAAAGAAUUUGUCAGUCGCAUCCGUUGGGGUGUCCAAGCAGAACUUUGCUUUUGAGCUGAUGAAUAACUGGAAAACAUUUAAUAUGGACAGGAACAUAGUAUCGGGUUUUGCUGCUGCGGGCAUUUAUCCUUACGAUCCAGCUGUUGUGUGUAAAGAUUUUCCGGGAGUCGCACCAGAAACCCAACCUGUAACCAGUCUCCCUGCAAGUGUAAUUUAUGCUGAAAACUUUGUGGAAAUUCGUCAGGUUUUUCGUAAUAUUCAUGCCUACACUGAAAGCCAGAUCAACCAGAUUAUGGAAUUUUCCAAGCGCGUUUUGGAUGGCUUCGUUCCCUUGCAGUCGGCUGAGACAGCAGCAAAAGAAUACAAAGAGCUGUUGAACGUUGAGCGUCCAGCGAAAAGACGGUAUAAUAAAGAUGCGCGACUGGACACUCAGAUGGGAGCUAUUGCAACUGAAAGUGCAUUUUUGGACGCACUGAAAGAGAAAUCGGAUAACAAAAAACGCCGCCAGAAGAAAUCCAACAGUUCGCAAAUUAAGUGACGAGUGUCUUUCACAUGCUGGGUUAAAUUUUUAUUUUACGGUGAUUAAUUUACGGUGAUAAUUCUAGUAAAUCAAAACUAAUUAAGGAAUUGGUUAUUAUUAAUUAAUUUGGUGAUAAUUGGUGAUUUUAAUUGGUGAUAAUUCCUUGUUUUUAUAUAGCAAAUUUGGAUGGAUUCGUUGAUCUCUAAAUUUUUGUAACUUUGUUUUCUGUUAAAUUUAUUUGUUAUUCCUUGUUGCAUUCGUUUUGGAAAUAAACGCUUCUACUGGUUACAAAUUAAGUACGUUUAUACUUUAUAGUAUUAUAAACUAGUUUUUAUAUGGGCCCAUGCGGGUAAUCUGAAAUCAUGGG
This is a messenger RNA of Paramacrobiotus metropolitanus, 2159 nucleotides long. RefSeq lists its product as uncharacterized. The record is from RefSeq and is a predicted model, not a curated record. Gene Ontology annotation, molecular function: DNA binding. Lineage: Eukaryota; Metazoa; Tardigrada; Eutardigrada; Parachela; Macrobiotidae. The transcript has 3 exons. The coding region runs from base 305 to 1810 and encodes 501 amino acids. Gene Ontology annotation, cellular component: nucleus.